GCGUUAAUAAGAAAACACGAUCACAAACACAUAUUAAAACUAAACCCAAAUAAAGUAUAAUGCUAUUGAAUUCAUAAACAAUACAAAACAUAAUGACAAAUCUCUCAGAUAUUAGCGAUACUAGGGCUACUACACAGAGGGAGGAUUCUGGCACACAGGUCCAAUUUAAAGAAAACUCGAAUUUCUAUUCGACAAGAUUACGUAAGAGAACGCAGCGAUUCGGAGCUUCAGCGAACGUUGUUACGCCUCUCUUGUCUAUGUUACACAGCCUUCAUCGUCUAGAGAGCAGCAUUUACGAUACCUUGCACACGUUAGGUGUGGAGCGGGACUCGUUGCCACCACCUUACGGCACUGGAAGUGAUAGGAAGGGGGCACUGAGUACCCCGGUAGAACAACCUGAGGGGGACUCUAUAGGACAAUAUGUGGCCGCCACACUCGGACUGUCGGCUAUGCAUUCAUUUGAGGGCAAGGUUAGCGCUGUCGAGCGCAUUCUCUGUUGGUUAGAGAGCGCCGCAGGGCCUGAUGAUGGGGGUCCUUUGGAGGCCAGUGUUGCCAAGGACCGCCGAAUAUUGGCAACUAUGUUAGUUUCCUGCGAAGGAACUGGUCAGCUUCGCAUUUUCGAAGACAAAGAGAUCGACGGUAGUGAACAUCAACCUCCAGAACGAAGACGGAGGAUUGAGGAGGCAGAAAGUUCUAGCUUCACUAUGUCUGAUAGAGGAGAGCCCAAUGAAGGAAUGUCUUUUGUGGGAAACUUUGAUAUCGAUACUCUGAGGAGAUGGAGAAAGUACCGCAAGAGCCUUGGCGCGGUCCUGCGUGGCAUGAAGGCCUUUUUAAAGUCAUUCUGUUCCAAGCCUGUGCCUGGGGGUUUCUCUUGCCAUGCCAAGUGGAUUGAGGCUACUGCCGAUGAACCCAUACUAAGUUCCAAUGUCACAUCUCCUGAAUGCCUUAAGAAAAACUGUGAUCAAAUGGUUCUUAUGCAUGAUGCUCUUGCCACAUGCCAGCGACAUGUGCACGAGACUGUGAUAGGUCUUGAGGACUCAUUAGAGUUGUAUAAUAAAGAGGCGAUCGUUGUUAAUAAACAGGAGAAUCAGUUUUUACAUAAUGUUGAAUUACUCGAGAAAGAAUACAACAUUUUGAGGGAGUUAAGAUAUCGAAUCAAGAAAAUAUGCAGUCUUGUCCCCAGAUAG
This is a messenger RNA of Phytomonas sp. EM1, 1187 nucleotides long. Lineage: Eukaryota; Euglenozoa; Kinetoplastea; Trypanosomatida; Trypanosomatidae. The record is from the annotation of a GenBank genome assembly.